Molecule: messenger RNA, 1523 nt
Organism: Alnus glutinosa
Lineage: Eukaryota; Viridiplantae; Streptophyta; Magnoliopsida; Fagales; Betulaceae
Product: two-pore potassium channel 1-like
Exons: 3
Coding region: 417-1427 (336 amino acids)
Biological process (GO): potassium ion transmembrane transport; stabilization of membrane potential
Cellular component (GO): plant-type vacuole membrane
Molecular function (GO): potassium ion leak channel activity
Source: RefSeq, a predicted model, not a curated record
GUUCCAAUAAGGGGCGGGGGUUGGUUGCACUAUAAAGAUCUUAAAUUACGUUGUUGACUUUUGGGGCAUGCAUUUGAUAUUUGAAGGUAGUUUCUAGUUUCUGUUCAUGAUGUUGGGCAUGUGGCCAUGUGGGUCUUAAUACGUAAGAGAGGCCAAACUGGCAAAGGUACCUGCUUGGUUCUUAAGCGGUGAGAAACUGGCCAGUUGGAAGCAGCAGAGUGAAUCUUGGUUCCUUUGGAUCACUUUGAAACUAUCGCUCUGUUCCUUGAACACGACACCUCUUUCGGGACUCCAAUCAUUCUGGAUCGCUGCAAGACAUGCAAAAGUUCAAGCAUCACUUUCUAACUCAUAAUUGAUUUGCGAAAAACCAGCUUUCUCAGGUUUUCCCUGAAUCAGAUGAACCUCAGUUUAAUUUUAUGAUGGCCUCUGUCUCUGAUGAUGCUAAAGAAUCAUUGCUUCCAGAUACGAAAGCUCGUUCUCAUCUCAAUGAAAAGAAUGCCCUCCAGAGAAGAAGACAAAAUGGAGUGGAAUCUCCUUUACCUCACGAACCUAUAUCUGUGAAACAGCAAUUUAGCAUCAAGCAUGUGGUCUUUUUGUUGGCUGCCUACCUAGGUGGGGGCACCCUUUGUUUCUUCCUCAUCAGAAAUCAGAUCAAGGGUCAAAAAACAAAUGGGAUUCUUGAUGCCAUUUACUUCUGUGUUGUUACAAUGACCACUGUAGGAUAUGGGGACCUUGUCCCAGAUAGCAAACUGGCAAAACUACUUGCAUGCAUUUAUGUCUUCACAGGCAUGGCUCUUGUGGGGCUAAUUCUCAGUCAGGCAGCGGAUUACAUGGUAGAAAAGCAGGAAAUCCUUGUAGUCAGAGCCAUUUCCAUGAGUGGAAAAGUCAGUCCAAAUGAGAUUCUUAAGGAGGUCGAAACCCACAAAGUUAAAUACAAAUUUAUUAUGGUGGGAGUUCUUCUUCUGGUGCUUAUUGUUGUAGGAACUGUCUUCUUGUUUUUAGUUGAAGAAUUGAACUUUAUGGACGCAUUCUAUUGUGUUUGUUCAACCAUCACCACUCUGGGCUAUGGGGACCAGAGCUUCUCAACUGCAGGAGGUCGAAUUUUUGCUAUUUUCUGGAUGCUGGGCAGUACCAUUUGCUUGGCACAGUUCUUUCUCUACCUUGCUGAACUAUACACUGAAAGAAGGCAAAUAUCAAUGGUGAAUUGGGUUCUUUCACGAGAAUUGACAUUCUCGGAUCUUGAGGCAGCAGAUCUUGAUCGUGAUAAAGUUGUUAGUGCUGCAGAGUUUGUUAUAUACAAGCUUAAGGAAAUGGGGAAGAUUAGCAGCGAGGAUGUUUCAGUUGUGAUGGAAACAUUCAAGAGACUUGAUGCUGAUCAAUCUGGAACUUUGACUAAAUCUGAUCUUAUGCUAUCUCAAUCAUCCUGAGCUCAGAUCUGACAAACAUGAUCUUUGAAAGUUCAUAACUAUGCCGUUUUCUAAUUUCUAUAAUAACUUAUAAAAUGUGUUGAGAUAUUUUCUUUU